Molecule: messenger RNA, 1094 nt
Organism: Ipomoea triloba (trilobed morning glory)
Lineage: Eukaryota; Viridiplantae; Streptophyta; Magnoliopsida; Solanales; Convolvulaceae
Product: 50S ribosomal protein L13-like
Exons: 6
Coding region: 313-927 (204 amino acids)
Biological process (GO): negative regulation of translation; translation
Cellular component (GO): ribosome; mitochondrial large ribosomal subunit
Molecular function (GO): structural constituent of ribosome; mRNA binding
Source: RefSeq, a predicted model, not a curated record
AAAAAAUAACAACGGCUCGAGACCUCGACGGCUUCUCUAGUCUCCACGAUUCCACAGACCACAGAGGCACAGACCUGAGAGUCUGAGACCCCGUUCUCGGCUUCUGCUUCUCGCCGACCUGAGACGGUGAGACCACGUCGCCACGAUUCGUCGAUUCCUCUGUUCUCGGCUUCUGCUUCUCGAUUCCACUAAUCCACUCCACUGCUCCUCGUCUCCGGCCGACGUCCUCGCUCCUCUCCGGCUCUCCGCCCCUCAGGCCUAACCUCACUGCCUCAGCCCUCACGCUCUAGAAACAACUCAACAGUGUUGGAGAUGGCGGCCACAACCCAGUCCUUUAGUGGCAAUUUGAAGAAAGCGCUUGCUGGCUUAAGACGAAUCGAUCUGGAAGGCUUAAGGUGGAGAGUAUUUGAUGCCAAAGGCCAGGUUCUUGGGAGGCUGGCAUCUCAAAUAUCAACUGUGGUUCAGGGUAAAGAUAAGCCAACUUACGCGCCUAACUGGGACAAAGGUGACAUGUGCAUUGUGAUCAAUGCAAAGGAUGUUUGUGUCACCGGAAGGAAACUCACUGAUAAGUUCUACCGAUGGCACACCGGGUAUAUUGGACACCUGAAGGAGAGGAGUUUAAAGGACCAGAUGGCCAAGGAUCCCACAGAAGUCAUUCGCAAAGCAGUUCUUCGCAUGCUUCCAAGAAACAAAUUGCGUGAUGAUCGAGAUCGCAAAUUGAGAAUAUUUGCAGGCAGUGAGCAUCCCUUUGGCGACCGUCCUCUAGAGCCUUAUGUGAUGCCACCACGGCAAGUGCGUGAAAUGCGACCUCGUGCUAGGCGGGCCAUGAUUCGAGCUCAAAAGAAGGCUGAGCAACAACAAGGAGGAGCUACAGUUUCAAAGAUGGGCAAAAGGAAAGAGGUGGAAGCAGCAGAGAACAAUGCAUGAGUUUUAAUUUUGCCAAUUUUACAUAGCUUUCUGUAACUACCAUCAAAAUCUUAGAUGGGUACUAGCUGUUUUAACUUUUAAGUACUGAAAUUUGAUCUCAAAUGACUCCAGCUUGGAAUUUGAAAGUGAUUUCUAAUUGUUAUAUGCAACUUAUUUACUUUCUGUUA